Messenger RNA from Polyodon spathula (Mississippi paddlefish), 3469 nucleotides. Its product is annotated as endothelin-3-like. Gene Ontology annotation, molecular function: endothelin B receptor binding; hormone activity. The coding region runs from base 53 to 706 and encodes 217 amino acids. Gene Ontology annotation, cellular component: extracellular region. The transcript has 5 exons. Lineage: Eukaryota; Metazoa; Chordata; Actinopteri; Acipenseriformes; Polyodontidae. Gene Ontology annotation, biological process: intracellular calcium ion homeostasis; regulation of vasoconstriction; regulation of systemic arterial blood pressure by endothelin. The record is from RefSeq and is a predicted model, not a curated record.
UAAUUUUAAUUUCGUUUUAAUAAUUAAUUUUCUCUCCUGGAGAGAUUGUGGCAUGGCUAGUGUGUUCUUAAUGGAUCUGGUGGUAUGGUUGCUAAUAGGACUAACAGCUACGUUUGCAAAAGGUUCUCCACCUCCGAAUUCCGGAUCCAGCGAACCGAGCUUGACACAGCAGGCGGGACACGAGGCGACCUCAGUGAACGCAGUGGGCAACAGCUCCGCUCUGGGUCGCGGUGUAAACAACGGGUCGUCGCCGGGGAUUAAUCCGGGCGAGAUGAUUCCGAGCACGGGCAGCGAGUUUACAGCACCUCGCAGGAGAUCCAAACGCUGUACUUGUUACACCUACAAAGACAAAGAAUGCGUUUAUUAUUGUCAUCUAGACAUCAUCUGGAUCAACACACCCGAACGCAUGGUCCCCUACGGCCUCUCCAGUUACCGGGGCUCGCAGAGGAUGAAACGCUCCGUGGAGCGCGUGCGGAGUGAGGGGCGAGCUGGGGCGGGAUCCCACCGGUGUUCCUGUGUGGAGGGGGGGGACCCUCAGUGUGAAAGCUUCUGCAGGGAAAGGUAUAAAGGAGAUUCAGCACAGAAGCAGCUGCCACAGAAGAGACUCGGAGGGAAGAGCUUUCUGCCCACAGACAGCCGGACAGGCCUCUUCACUGCGCCACACAGGCAUUUGAAGUGGAGGCAGAGGGCUCCCUUCGUUCAGUAGGGCACGUCCACCACAGAGUCCAGCCAGCCCUGCACUCCACAUACACGCACUCUUCACAGCGUUACUAUGUCUCUUCCUGGCCAGAAAAAGGACGAAAGUUUGGAACGUAAGAGACUGGCCCUCGGAAAGGCCCCUGUAUAUUUCUGAAUGCACCGAAAUGGCUCAAACGGGCAGCAACCAAAUCGGCUGGUAAUGGCUCCGAAAAAAAUGGUUUCAAAAGGCAACAGGCUGAAGGAGACCAAAGAAACUCGCUGGUAAUCUUUCCCAGCACCCUCUCUGGACAGGGCUGCAUUGCGGUCACACUGAGGUCACUUUGAGGUAUGGCAAGCAUCCUCUGGGAGCAGGAUUACUCAGGACUCAAAAUGAGCGCUAGUUAUUCACUGCAGGGAUUGUAUAAUGGGACGCAGUUUAUAACUCGUGAACCGCAACAAAUACCCGGCUUUUGGAGCCUUUGACCUACCUGACCAGAAUUCUAGCUGUGUGUGCUGCAGAACACUAGCAUCACAAUACAUGCGUUCACACGCACUGUUACUGUUAAUGGUCAUCAGGUCUGAUGGAGUAUGCGUCACCUCAAUAUACUGAGCCUUUGUGUGCCGGCUGCCUUAUAAGAGUAUAUCAACUUAUCAUACUUAUAUAUAUAUAUAUCAUACAAAUGUCCAUAUUAACAGGUGGGCAUGGACACAGCAUAUAACCUGUGGGAUCCAGAUUCCUUCUGGAAUUCAGCAUCUUUUUAUUUCCUUAUUUGUUGUUCCUGGUGUCGUAUGUACGUAUUGUAAAGCCUAACGCAGUCAGUUCAAUGCCAAAAGAAACUUCAUACAAUUCUGUGGCAAAUGUUUCGACUAGAAGUCUUUCUCUGUGUCUUCAGAGAGACUUCUAGUCGAAAAACAUUGGUCAAAGAAGAAGUUUGCUUUAAGUAUUACUUCAUAUUCUAUCACUGAGGAUGUUUGUAUAGUUAUGGAUAAGACCCUCAGAGGCAACAUAUAUGAAUCAUUAUGUGUAAUGCAGUACCUGGCCAAACCUCCUUUACUGCACAAUAACUGCAGCAAAGACCCAAUUUAUCAAUGAAAACAACAAGAUGCAAAAUGGGCAGUGUUCUUUCCUACUGCAAUACAGUAUAUGUGCAAUCUAUGAAACUAUUAUUAUUAUUACUACUACUAUUAUCAUUAUUAUUAUUCACCUUCCUUAACACACAAACACUAACAACAUUUAUAUUGGUAGUUUCCUGUUCUGACAAACAGUUAAGACAAAAAAGACAGCUCUGUAAAACAUUGUUUCAUUUUUGGACUGCUGUAAGAAAUGUUUUGUUAAUUACAGUUUUUUUUUUAACCCAAGCCAAUUGCUGUCAAUUAAAUCAAGUUUGAAGUUUGUGAAAUAUUUUUCACCUGUUCUAUAGAGAGGGUUAGUUUAUUUUCCGUUAUAACAGCACCUAAGAGAAUGUUUGUUUUACAGACCUACAAAAAUGCAGUCCGUAAGUUUUGUGACUUCAGCGCUCAUUAACAUCUACCUGAAAUUCAACGACUAAGUAAUUGCAGAUCAGUUAAUGGACUCUUACACACUGCCUUCUGUACUGUAACCCAGCACCUUCACCUCAGAGCUAUAGAGCACACUUUCUUCAGUGUCACGGUCCGGCGCACCACAGAUGGCUGCUGUAGAUACAAGGCUUGGGGGUGUUGUAAAGAACAGCUAUAACUGCCUGCAAACUAACCUGCCAUGGUUGGAUGUAAUGUCUCGAUCUAGGAGAUCCUGAGGAAACAGAAUGCGUUUCUGUUUUAAAACUUGUCGAAAGGUGGAACUCUCCCUAUUCAAGAUUGCGAGUUAUUAAAAUGAAAAAUAUUCUUUGUUAUUCAGGAAUAUAUUCCUCAUAUGGAUAUUUUAUUUAUAAAACAACAAAAAAUGACAUUUUUUAAAUAACUCACAAGUUAAGCUCUGUAAUUACGACCAAAAGCAUUGCUCAAAGUACUGUAAAGAAGAGUGAAGAUCUGGCAGAGUAGGCAGAUUAACAGAGCUAAAAGACCAAGAUUGCAAAAUGACAAGCCACUGAAGAAUGUACAACCACGGGCCAGAUUAGAGUGAUUUACAACCUGUGCAGGGAUUCUAAAAGCAGAAAUAAAACAGCUGAACACGCUAAUCAUGUCAAAGUGCUCAAGAAUCUUCAGAAUCUUUCUUCUGUGUAAACUUUGUUCUGAAUAAACGUGCCACACACUUUUCCACGCUCUUUGGGAUUCCCUUACUCAUUCCCUACUUGUGCCCAAGACUGGUUUACCUUGCUGGUAAACAAGUCUGCAGGCACCUGCCCUUGCUGUAUCCUAUUACCCUAUUAUUAUAAUAAAUGUUUUGUAUAUAUAAAAAAAGGCACUUGUGUUUCUUUUUUUAAAUGUAAUGAAUUGUUGUUAAUUGUAGAUGCAUUGUUUUGCAUCAGUGGCCUGCACUAAUAACGUGUGAGGACAGGUAGGUUGAUGUGGGUCAACAUAUGCCUGGUUUCCAUUUGGCCAUUUGCUAUUUGCUAGCUGCCUUCACGCAGAAUAGCCGUGCGUUAUUGUAGGUAAGUAGUCAAUGACGGAACAGAAACAGAAAAAGCUGCAAGGUAAAAUUCCAGUGAUGCACACGGUGACUGAUAUAAGCAGGACCAGAUUAUUUCAUUAAAAUCUACACAACCACACACUCUAUAAAUACUGUAGGUAAAACAUCCCUGAAAACCCAAAUCUCUGUUGGAAGUUGCUUGAAGAAAUCACAUUUGUAAAGGCUUGGUUUGGAUGGAAUGAA